Molecule: messenger RNA, 2479 nt
Organism: Pseudoliparis swirei
Lineage: Eukaryota; Metazoa; Chordata; Actinopteri; Perciformes; Liparidae
Gene: cd82b
Product: CD82 molecule b
Exons: 10
Coding region: 118-888 (256 amino acids)
Cellular component (GO): membrane
Source: RefSeq, a predicted model, not a curated record
CACCAGCUCGCCAGACAGAAGACGGUCGACCCGACGUGUGCCACCUUGUUGGAGAUGUCAAACCGCUGAGAGGCGAUCCUGGACUCUGCUGUUUCACCUGCCCAUAGAAGCGCAGCCAUGGGGAAAGGAUGCAUCACAGUCACCAAGUAUUUUCUAUUUCUCUUCAACCUCCUCUUCUUUGUCUUCGGAGCGUUGAUUAUGGGCUUUGGCCUGUGGGUCCUCUUUGAUAACCAGAGCUUCAUUGCAGUUCUACAAGAAUCAUCAGACACAUUGAAAGUGGCUGCCUACAUUUUCAUCGGAGUGGGGUCCUUGUCGAUGGCCAUGGGCUUCUUCGGCUGCAUUGGAGCGAUCUACGAAAUCCGUUGUCUGCUGGGUCUGUACUUCACCUGCCUCCUACUCAUCCUCAUCGCCCAGGUCACUGCUGGAGUUCUCAUCUACUUCCAAAGAGAUCGGUUAAAGUAUGAAAUGUCCAACAUCAUGAAGGACAUGAUAAUCAACUACACCGGCCAGAACAGGACCACAGAGCACACCUGGGACUACAUUCAGAAGACGAUGAAGUGCUGUGGAUGGACUGGUCCAGGCAACUGGUCUGAGAACAUGUUGAUCAGGAACAGCUCCCAGAACCUCUACUCGUGCUCCUGUCGCAAUGAGUCCUUACCUGGCACGGACAUCAGGGACGUGGGCCUGUGUGAGCAACUGUCCGCACAAGCUCCCAUCUAUGAAACGGGCUGUGCUACCAGUGUGGAGAAAUGGCUCCUGGACAACUUUGGAGUUAUUAUGGGAAUCUGUGGCAGCGUGGCCGUCAUAGAGCUCCUCGGGAUGAUCCUCUCCAUGUGUCUUUGCAAGAGUGUCGUCCAGGAGGAUUAUACCAAAGUACCCAAGUACUGAGCUGGAGACAGAGCCAGCUUCACGCCACACACAGAUGGAUGGACUUUCUCUCUCACUCUCUCUCUCUCUCUCUCUCUCUCUCUCUCUCUCCUAGUCUCACAUUCUCAUGAACACACACACACAUUAAGACGGCUGUCUCCACCAUUUCAGCUUUUCUUUCCUUGACAGCUGUGCAACAUUCUCACACCUCAUACGUCAUAACACACACAACACACACACACCUCUCUAUCAAGUUUUGACUCACUUGUUGGACAUGCGUCCACAAGCUGCCAUUCUUGUCGAAUCACUUUGUGGUUUGUUUAAGGAGACAUUUAUGAUGUGAUGUUGCUUACAUGUGUUGGUGGAAACCUGAGAAUUAUUCAGUUUGAUACGCUACAAAUGUUCAUUUCGGAGUUGUUUUUGUUUUCCUUGACUGACCUCAAUGAAUCGCUUCACAUAGUUAGUAGAGAGAGCACUUUAGUGACAUUUGGUGAGCUGAGAGCCGGAGCACCUUCUGCCUCUGGAGCAUGGAGAUCAGAGGGAGACGGGCGGGUGCAUGGUGGUGAUGGUGAUGGUGGUGGUGGUGGUGGUGGAGGUUCUCAAAGGAUUAAUCCCACUUGGUGAUUGCGCAGCUGGUAUUUUUGGUGCAGAGGGUGGAGGAGAGGCCCAGGGCUGAGCCGGGGCAGGGCUGCUGUGGUGGAGGUUUUGGCUUCUCUCAUCAGCGCCUUGGACCCAGAAGCCCUGAUAUUAACCUCUAUUUACACCCACCACCACCGCCUCCAUCCUUCCUCCCUCCAUCCGUCAUCUGUUAGCAUCUCUAUCCUCCUCUCGGGUUUGUCUGACUGGUAGUUUUGCAUGAAGUAAGUGUGUGUACGUCUUGAGUGAGUCUCAUUUUGUUUUUAUAACUGUGUAUAUAUGACUGGUAAGGUAUUAUGGCACUUCAGUGCUUCGUCAGUGUUUCAUAUGAGAACGCUGUCAGAUUUAAGAGCCCGAUUACUCUUCGUUUCCUCACUAUUGUUUAUGAUGUACAGAAUGUGUCUGCCACAGCGGCUCGUCAGCACUAUUUUGGUCUGAAUCUGAGAAAUUUGAUCCCUGAGAGUGAAUCUGUCAUCACUCUUGAAGCUGUAUUUUCAUUUCUGUAACAUUGCAUGAGUUUGUGAAAAGACAACGUUGCUGACGGAGUUGUUUAUUAACUCGUGCUCUUUGCUAAAAAUAUGUUUUUCACUAAUGUUGCUUUGAGUUUCCCCAUCCCACUUCUCAUCAUUUCAGUUCCGCCACUUUAAACACGUUAUUGUUGCUUAAUUCAUUGUUAAUUUAGUAGAUAGAUUGCACUUUUAUGUGGUUUAAAUCCAACAUGAGUAAUGAAAAAAGUAUGCUGCAAUGACGCAAGUGCAGAAAGUGUCAGAAUUACAGUCGGCCUCUAUUUCAUGACCUACCAAAUUGAAACGUUAAUUUAUCUUAAUAAUGUAUGAAUUCUUUUUACUGUGUGUUCAAGAUAUUUUUACACUUAUCAAAAAAAAAUGUUUAGUAGAAUUAAUAUAGUAAGACAUGUUUAAAAAGAGAUGUGUUUUAUUACUAUUGAGGAUUAUUAAUAAACCUGAACCCAAUAGAA